CUGUUCCUGGAGGUGGUAAGUUCCCAACUGCAGAGAGUGUUGGGGGCCAUGGAGGAAGUUUGAGAUAAGGGGGAACUGGGUGUACUUUUCAUACAGAGGGGGAGGGGUGGGGAAAUGGCACCUCUUUGGACCACAGACACCUUUGUGUCUCAAUACUUACUCUGGUUGCAUUAUCACUGACAUGAGGGUUAUAGCUUCCAGGGGAGAACAAGAGCAACAGAAGUACUGAAUACAGGGCCCACCGUAUCAGAUGCUUGAGGUGUUAUCCUCAGUUGGUAUUAAGUGGGUCUACACAAAGGUAUAAAGAGAUUUUGUAAAUAGUGAAUUGUCACAGGCCGCUGUUUUUUGCAUUUCAUUGCCGUUUGACUCCACUGUGUACACACCUCUUUAUUUUGAGGGUUGCCUUGUUCUGCUCACAAUCCUGUGUAUUUAACAACUGCAGUGACAGGGAAAGCUUUGCCUGCUGAGUUGCUUUUCACAACUUACCUAACCUUUCCCCAUUCUACUUUCUCAGGCUGCUGAUGGCAUCGAUGGAAGCCUUGUAUACUGCUCUGCAAGAUCAGAUCCAGUCCUUUGAGGGACACAUAAGAAGCUGCCAGCAAGCUUUUGACAUUGACACCCUUUACAAUGUGUUGCUGCUGUUGUCCCCUGCUGCAGAUAUCCAGAGCCUCGAGCAGCUGGAAAAGCUUGUUGAGUCCAGAGAGCAGGAUGGACAGGAUAGAGUGAGGAUCACAGCUGGCUGUGAUAAGUGUGACAUUGCCAGCUACAUCUCCUGGUUUGUCACCUAUGUGCGGUACCUGGGCUCAUUGAAAGGGUCAUUUGACACCAAGGUUGUGUUUCCAUUGUGUGAAAACCUGUACGUUAAUGAUGACUCGCUUGAUGCAUUGACCUUUGGACACAGGCGAGGACAUGGCCUUCGUGCCCCAGCAUCCGUUGCACGCACAGCCAAGCAGUUGUUCUCUGUCAGGAGGAAAUGGGCUUUGCUCCUGAAAGGGGACACAAUUGAUGCACAGUUUUUCAGCCCCCAGAGCUGGCUUGAUGUGCAGGGCUUUGGCAGUGCCUGUCCCUUUGGGAAGGUCUUGAGGUUGGUUCCUGACCUCUUUCACAAGGGCUUGGCUACUGCCCAGCUUGCCAGGCUGUGGGUGGAGCGCCAUGCCAGCAACCAUGGCACCUGCCCAGUGCCGUCAGAUCUAGGCUCAACCAAGAGAGGCAAAGGACUGGCUGCGGGCAGCUUGGAACACCAUGGAUACAACAGUUCCCUUUGCCAGCCUGGACUACCACAAGCCCAACAUGAUUGCUUGGAGGUUUGGCCGCCGCCGCAAGCCACCAGCAGCAGGUGCAGCAAUGAGAGGGGCACCUGCAUGAGAAGUGGCAGCCAGGGAAGGAACGAGCUGCACAAGAUCCAUGGGGAACUCAUGUCCCUGCUGUGGCGGGAGAAACGUUCUCUGAGCUUGGAAUCAGAGAUUCAGGAGGUAAACCAGAGCAUUUCCAACCUGCGGCAUCACCGGGUGGCUAAGGAAAGGGAACUGAAAGCCCUUGAGCAGCAACUGGAGAAAGACCAUUUGAGUGUGCCCUGCCCACAGCGCCAGGCUGUUCUCUGUGAGCUGGAUGCCUUGGGGAGGCAGCUGAGGCUGGAAGAAUACCGCAAGAACAUCCUGCAAGGUGACUGGCUGCUAGAGUUGGAGGUCAGGCCAGUCCUUAUGCGACCAAUAAAUACAGUAAGAAGCUAGGAAGUUAACCGACUGUGGGACCCAAAGGUGGGCAGUAUGCUGCCAGCCCAGAAACAGAGCGGGCUAGAUCCCUUGCAGCUGGAAGGUGGUGGGCCUGUGGCUGCAUGGAACUGGGUCUCGGGUGGAACCAAAAAGCGAUGAACGCAGGGAUUCAAAAGGGAGAAUAGCAAUCUUGAGACAAAGGAUGGAAAAAUUCAGUCCCUUUUGAAAGAUGAAAUGUGUGUCUUUUUAUCUUUCUUCCAGCUGCAGGAACGCUUCCAGGGGCUUGCACAGCUAUUGCAGGGUAGGGAAGAGGUUCCCCUGGAUCUUCAGCUUGCCAAUGAAACAUAGACUCUCCCUUCUGCUUGGUUGCCUGCCUCUCAAAUGAAGGUCGACUUGCUUCUGGGUGCAAUCAAGCCUAGCUUCCGUUAGGUUGAUCGCUGCAAUGUAUUUAACUUUGGGCUGCCAUUCAUGACUAUCCAGAAGCUCCAUUCAGUGUGAGACACAGUGAUCCAUCUCCUGUCACAGGGAGCAUUUUAAACCACUGCUCCAGCAUUGACAAUGGCUUCCUGUGAUCCUCUGGGCACAAUCUGGGGUGUUAGUUUUAACCUGUAAAGUUCUAAAUGACUUGGGGCUAACAUACCUAAAGGUUGCACAACAUUUAUGGAACUCUGUCUUAUUGUAAAGUCAGUGAAACCAAAGUUGUUUGGAAGCAUUGUAAAGCCUUUUUGAAUGAGGUAGCUUGGGGAGGCAUGAUUUAAGCUGGUAACGCAAGGAUGGGAAAUCUGCAGCCCUCCAGAAGACUCCAACACCCAUCAUUACUAACCAUUGGGUAUGGGAGUCAGAGUUGGGAAUCCAACAACAUGUGGUAGAGAGUUUGGAUUUUUAACAUUAUUAUUUUUUUACACUUCAGUUGGUGUUCUAGUUUGGGAUGGAGUAGGUUAUAUAUAUUGAUUGCUAAAUAAAACAAUUUGGCAUG
Podarcis lilfordi (Lilford's wall lizard) is the source of this 2688-nucleotide messenger RNA. The record is from the annotation of a GenBank genome assembly. NCBI's taxonomy places the organism in Eukaryota, Metazoa, Chordata, Lepidosauria, Squamata, Lacertidae.